GUCUUUCUCCUCCUUAGUUUAAAGAUACACCACUCACUGCAGCUCUUUGAGUCUGCCCAGCAGCUAAUUUUGGGCCAUUCUCAUUGAUGGUUUUCCCUGUGUCUUGUGUUGUGCUUUUGAGUCAAGUUUCACAUUCACCUUGUCACUCCCAGUCAACCAUUUGUAGUAAUCUCACCAUGACCACAACCUAACAUAAAAAAAGAAGAAUGCUCAAUUGUAAAAAAUCAAGAUAUUACUCGCAAAGCCAGAAUAACGUCACAAUUGGAACCAAUUCUACUUGACUACCACAAACGGAACACUCUUGAACUGAUAGGCUCAACCAUGGCCAUACCAAAAGAGCGAAUCCUUUUUGGAUUACUUGUUAUUAUGUGUUGCAAUCAUUCCAUCCGGUCAGAAUAUUCAUGGAGUGGAUCAGAUUGGGUUUGGGUGGAAGACUCGCCAAAUACCAACUCAAAAGACGCCAACGACGAAGGCAGUGGAAGCCCCCGAGUCAACAACAAUCCAAUUGUGACAGACGACAUUGAUGUGGAGGACGGAGUGGAUGUCUCGUCUGGCUUUGGCGUAGAAGAAGAAGAAGUAGUUGAGAGCAUGGAUGAGAUGCCCAACGCAAAAUCCAACGAUAAAGAUAUAUUCAUUGAAGCACCAGAGGGAGAAGUCAAGCAACCCUCGCCUACCACUUAUGAUGAUCCAAAUAGUCGGACCCCCUACAAUCCAAAUAUUAAUUUAGAACCUUCCGAUGCCAAGAACACAUCGUUCUUUGCCCAACCUGGAACAUUGGCAGCCGUGGUUGGAGGGGCAGUAGUUGGCUUGUUAUGUGCCAUUCUUUGCGUUAUGUUUGUUGUAUACAGGAUGCGGAAAAAAGAUGAAGGUUCUUAUGCCCUCGAUGAACCUCAAAGGUCAGCUACUAUAACAACAUACGCAAAAAAUCCGAACAGAGAAUUCUACGCAUAACUCGUGCGACUAUUAUACAUUCUAAAAUUGUCUUAUAACUCAUUAAUGAAAUAAACAAGUUUUUAGCAAUA
Molecule: messenger RNA, 1022 nt
Organism: Tigriopus californicus
Lineage: Eukaryota; Metazoa; Arthropoda; Copepoda; Harpacticoida; Harpacticidae
Product: syndecan-like
Exons: 4
Coding region: 322-951 (209 amino acids)
Biological process (GO): cell migration
Cellular component (GO): membrane; cell surface
Source: RefSeq, a predicted model, not a curated record